Messenger RNA from Osmia lignaria (orchard mason bee), 9302 nucleotides. RefSeq lists its product as uncharacterized. The record is from RefSeq and is a predicted model, not a curated record. NCBI's taxonomy places the organism in Eukaryota, Metazoa, Arthropoda, Insecta, Hymenoptera, Megachilidae.
UUCGGAAUGUACAUAGUUUCUUUUUUUUUCUUCAGAAUUUCUACACAGAAUCGUGUUUAUUACACUGCCUCCCUGGGUUGUAAACUUCGAAAGAAGAAAUCGAUAGUUUCGAUGCGUUUGUCGAUAGUAUCGAGGUAUCGAAGAAUGUUAUUCGAUGGUGUACCAUGUUCAGUUUUCUAGUUUGAGACGGUGACGCUACAAAUAUCGGAUAGGAGGUAAUUAAAAUCUUGUGUUAUAAACAAAAUACAAGCAGGCUCUGAUAGUUUGUAAACUAUUUUCCUUUUCUGUAGCAAACUUCAGCUGCAUAACCUUUUCUCUUUUUCAUCGAACUGUGAUAUACACGUUAUUCGGACAAACCGGUCCACGUCCUGUUUUCGAAUCAUUCGCCUUAUACGUUUUAGAUUUCGCGUAAACGUUCGUCUCUAUGCGUUCCAUCGAGGCGUUAUCGAUCUUUCGAAUGCUUUUCCCUAUAUUUUGUAACGUCGUGAUUUUCAUACUACUUCGCGAUGAUUUGUUCGAGGAUGGGCCUAAGAACACCGGUGGCAGAUAUACAUAUUUAAACGAAACGUAGAUCGUACUGUACGUGUUAUCGCGUUUAAAACGCUUAGAUAUCAUUUUUGUUCUCAGCGAUUUUUCACCCUUCGACUAUUAACCGCGUCCCUACGUCACAGUCAAAGGGUCGAACGCCAUUCGUCGUGUUAAUUAAUACGGCAUACCGAUAACAAUGCGAUUCGAUUUGUUUUUUUUUUUUCUAUUUUGUUUAUCGUGGUACGUUGCGCGAAGAAAGGAGAAAGAAGAAGGGUGGGCCAGAUAAAAUAUUUUUACGAGUCCGAGGGAACGCGUUGCUUGGACGUUGGAUUUUCACGACUUUUACAAGCAUUUUCCUCGCGUGUACACGUGUAUCUCGAUUCACCGUUGCGGUAGAAUCGUAGUCUCAGGGUUACAAACAAAACAAAAUAAAACAAACCAACAAUUAAAUACAAAACGAACGAUACAAAUUUAGACAGAUAUAAAAUAGAUAAGCGAGUAUAAUUGUGGAGCAAAAUAUUAUAUAAUAGUAAUGAUAGUAAUAACGACGAGGAUGAUGAAGAUAUUGAUAAUAAUAAUAAUGAUAAUGAUAAAGAAUAUUAAUAUUGAUAUUAAUGAUGAUGAUGAUCGUGAUGGUAAUAAAGAUAACGAUAACAAGAAAUACUGUAAAUAUACAGUGAAUCUUUACGUUGUAAAUCAAAUAGUGUGUCUUUUCUUGCACUUACCUGCAAUUUCUUCUUUGUAUUUACCUGUUCUGUUUCGUAACUUUUGUAAAUUUUUCUUUCUUUUUUUCACUCUAAAAACAAACGAUAUCUACCAAACGAUGUUACAUCAACCAAUUUAAUCGCAUUCACUAUUUUUCUUCCAUUAUGUCGUCGCGUACCGUGAGAAUGGCUCUCUGUUACGGAACGAGUGCGUGUUAAGGAUGAUGACAAAUGAAUCGUCCCGCGAGAUGUUCCAUAUAUCAUAGUGGAUACUGUUUACAACAAUGUGGAUUUGAGAGGGUAGAGAAACGAGUAUUCACGCGAGACACUUUGUUUUCGUGAAAGAGAAAGAAACAAAUAUCGUUAAGUGAUUCUUUUCUCUAACAAAUACGUUAGAGAAAAAAAAGGUUUGCCAGUGAUACGUCUCUGGAAAAUUUAAUCGUUUCGUUUUCGCUAUCGCGUUGUAGGCGGCGAGGCGUCGCGAAGGCAGAAAAAAUUUGCGAGCAUUCGCGUUUGAAAUGUGCCGAUUCGAACGAAAUAGAAUAUACUCGGUGCUCGCAAUCAGUUGGCGUGGCAAUCAUGUCGCGAGAGGUGGUUUCGAGUUUAUUUCUCUAUUUAGUAACCUUCUUCUUUCUUUUUACCGUCUCCAAAACAAGUGCUGACGAUCUGUCCGACGAGUGCUUGAAAUUCGACAUCGCCGAAUUGGAGGAUUACUUGUCGAAGCUCGAUUCGAAGAAUCUACCUACGAUUCGUAUGAUGGUAGGCGAGUUCAAAUGUUCAUUGAACGCAUUGCCAUUCGGUGCUCUGAAGUCUGACUGGGCAAGACUGUUGCUACUGCAAAAGGCGCAACCGAACGAUUCCAUCUUCGAGGAGAAACUGGCUCGUCUCUUCAGGAUCUUGCUGGUUGCUUAUUUUCGAACGGAGGAACGUUUCGACGUUGUCGAGCAAGAUUUACCUACUACUAAAAGAUUUUCCCAAUUUAACGUAUAUUCGACAUCAGACGUUGGUACUUCAAAUGAGGUGACGUUAACGAAAGAAUUCGGUACGUCGAACGAGUUAACUUCAUCGAUAACAGUAUCUUCGAUCUUAAAAUCAAACACGACGAACGAAUCCACGACGAAGAAUAACGUUUCAAUCCCAACAUUUGCUAUCGCUAACGCUACAGGUAGAACGACUUUUACGAGCCAUAAAAAAUCAAUCGCAGAAAAUGUCGAAGAUCAGCAGACUACUGAAUCAAUAUUUGCUUCCGAGGUUAGCAUAACGUCCACUGAUAUGAAACGGGAUUUUGCGAGGGCCAAAGGUAGAGGAGAUUUUCCCGUAUUUCACGAUUUCUCGAAUGUCGUACCUUCCGACGAGAAUACAUUCAGCGAAGAAGACGAUUUGAAGUUCAUCACGAUGCAAUAUCAUAACGCGACGAAUAGAAAUUUCGUAGAAUUUGAAAAGAGUCCAAUGAUUUCUAAUAUAGAGGAAACCAGUCAAGUAAAUUACGAUUACAGCAGUAGCAGGAAUAGUAUCUUUCAAGUUCUUAAAAAUACCACUCUCAGUUGGAAUAAAGUAAAGGAAUCAGCAAUUUUGAGAACACCUCCACCGAAUAACGAUUUUUGGAAACGCAUUGUAAAUUUUCGAAACGUCACUUUGGCUCCUCCUACAAAUACGAUCCCAGCGUCGGAAGAUACAAAGAUGAGGUCUAAGAAGCGUGCAAGUUUGAACACCAGUAUCGAGAAAAAUUUCAGGUGGUUUUAUAAUUUGGGACAGGAGGAUAAACGAACCAGCAACGUUUCUGCCGAGCAACGAGGAAUUAAUAUCGAGUGCAGCAGGCAGGCGAAUGAAAAAUAAAGUAGGUGUAUAAGAGCGAGCAUAGAGGAAAUUAGAAUCGGUCGAAUUUCCGAAAUGGAAACGGAGCAGUAAGUUAGGCGAGUGAUGAGAGGUGAGCCUUUAUUAUACAGGGUGAUUCUCUCGCUAAUGUACUCAAAGGAAAUGCUUCUACACCGGUAUGGAUGGGCACAAGCCUUUUUCUGUCAUCGACGUGGGUGCAUAUUGCAGCUGUGUGCACCCGAGAUACCGAUGAUAGAAAAAUGUCCAUUCAUACUGGCAUGUUUCCCUUUAGCGAGGGAAGUGAUCGUUUCACGCGAGUGUACGAGAGAACAUUUACCCAAUCUUAUAAACGAUACUUCGAACCAGUCCAUAAAUUUAUGAUCCAGGACACUGCUGACUGAUAUUUACGAGGUUUGCAGCUGGUUACGUUCAUCAUGUUUUACGAGUAGCCAUAAACGAAGUUCUCUUAUUAUCUCGAUUCUUCGUGUAGGAUUUUUCGAAUCGUCACCAAUUUUCGGGCAUAACUCUGGAUAGAAUUUACACGAGCAACGGAUCGUCGAACGAUAUCGCGUUACCAACGUGAUUACGAUCCAGUUAAAAUUACACGAAACCUUGAUAAAGAUAGCCGAGCAUGCGGUGUUUUUUAAAUAUUUUUUUUCUUCUUUUUUUUCGCUGUUCGUCGAACAGAGAAACUGGGAACCGGUGAACGAAACUGGGUAGAUUUUAUAAUUGGCUUUACGCAAACUAUCACGAUUCCCGAAUGGUUUAAUAACAAUUUUUCGAGGUACCACGGUUGAUCAGUUUAAUUUGCGCGGAUAGCAUAUCAGCGGCUCUGUUAAUAACAGAAUCGAAUAAACAGAAGAUAUUUUUGUUUAAUUCGAUUCGAACGAUCUACGGGCUGGUUCGAGAAACGUGUACACAGUGAAAAUGAUACAUUUUUUAUUCGCUGAUAGGUAAAAGUAACUUGGAUUUAAAUCAGAAAUUCGAGUUUCGGUUCUUUUAUUUUCGUUCAGUGAUUUUGUCGUACUUCGACGUUGUUUCCUCGGCCUUCAUCGUCGCGGUUCAUAAUAGAAAUUAAUUAAAGGACUCUCUGUAAUUGAAAUCCAUGGAAACUUUGCCAGGUUGGAUGUGCGGACCAACUGAAAACCUUAUCUGACUUCCAGAGAUCGGUCGUUAGCAUAUAAUUAAGAGCGAUUGUAGCCGGUGCUUGUUUGCAUUCGUUCGCGUUCGGAUACGAACGGACUGAUUACUAACUAGCGAGAAACUAUCGAGGGCAUUUCUAACGAAUCGACACCUCUCGGCAGAGGUAUCAUUCGUUCUAAAGAUUUACAAUACUUUCUUCGUUCCACUUAACUGCACAUAAUACGUUUAUUCGAGACUUGUAUCUUCUCCGUGUUGUUCAACUCUCUCAGGAGAGAAGUAGGUACACGAUAAUUAAGCCAAGGAGAAUCGUUCGUCUGGAGGCUCGAGGAUUGACAAACGACGGCGAUUAAUCAGAAACAAACGCGAAAUUCCCGAAAACAAAUUUGCCCAUUACUUAUCAUUUCUUCGCGAUUACCCGUCAGUCAGAUUAGUCGUACAUUGUUUCUCGGUGGGAGAUAACAAAUUAGCCACCGUGCCGGAAACCUCUCGACCUGAAGGAGCGGUCUCUCGUUCCACCUUCCUGCGCGUUUACAGUGAGCAGCAAAGCUGAAUUAAUAACACCAUUUUUCUUGAUAAUUUCGUAACACAGCAUUCGAUUAAUUGUUUCUCGCAACUAAAGUAGUUGGAAGAUUAUAUCUCGAAUUUUGUACGUUCGCUACCACCCAGGAAAUGUUAGGGACACGCUGGGUGCCGUUAUAUCCUAAUUCCUGCGAGCAACGUCGAAGCACAGUCGACGGAUAGCGCACGGGUCGUCGCAUUCUAUGUCGACAAUGCUUCGAAGAGUCAAAGGUUUCGAUAAAGGAUCUUUAUUCAAUACUCCGGCGACGUUUCUCCUCGUCGAGGGUCCGUGUCCACCCUUGUUACACGUUCUGCCCCCCGCUUUCGUCCUUUCCUGAUUUUCUUAAAAGGGCCGUGUGCCCUUUUACCAACACUCUUUCUGGGGAGACCCGAGUUUAUGACUGGAGGGUGAUUCUGGCCAUUGUCACUAAAACCUCUGAGAGUCUGCUCGUUGUAACACCUAAAUUUUCUAGAAAAACAAUUUUAGUAGAUUAAGUCUUGCUGUUCGCAGUACCUCCUCCUCUCAAGAAUACGGGGAAUACUCAGACAAAGGCAACAGCUUGCCAGUUUUGACCGUUCGUCAGGAUUACUUGAACUUUUCUGGAAAUAGAGUCAGGUUAAAAUCGAGGAGGCUAGUAGGUAUCGAUGUGGAAAGAGCGCUCACGAAAAUCAUUUAACCAGAGAAAGGGUAGCGCGAGUGAGCCAAGAGGCGAACAGGAUGGAAUAGUGGGUGAAGAGGUGGUUGGUAAUUAUUUUAGCGGGAACGAGGGAAUGCAACGUUCCUUCCUUCUCGUCUUUUCACUCCCCUCUUUCGCCGACUUUCUUCCGUCGGCUUGAUGCUAAUUCUUACUAAUUGGUUGCAUUACUCUCGUUUCAUUCACCUGCCGCGGUUGUUUCCUUCGUCUCGAUCACCUCGCCCCGCUCUUCUUUGUUUUCAAAACCUUCUCGAAAUGCUUCCUUCCAUUAACCGUUCGCCGGUUUCAUUCGAAAUAUCCCAGCGAUUUAAUCACGAUUCCCUCUUGUUUCUUCGAAUUUGAAAAUUUCACGUUUAUAUUUCGUUCAACCCGUCCGUUGUUCGUAGAGAAAUAUGAAAGACAAGUCUGUCUGAUACAGGGUGGAUUCUCUCGCUAGUGUACUCUUCACGUACCAGAAGAAGGCCGAGCUCCGUCAAGCUAAAAAGUCAGAGGGGCAAGGAUAAUUCUUUUCUAAUAGAUCCCCCCCGUAUCUCAUUCCGUUAGCGUAUUUCGUCACGCAGUGGACCAAUUAGAAAAGAAUUGGGCGGUGCGAAUGCACUAUUCCCUUUCCCUCUGUUACUUAUUAGCUUGAUGGAACUCGGUUUUCUUCUGGUGCACGAAUAGUACUCAAAGGAAAUGUCGCCGCACCAGUAUAAAUGGGCCCAAGCUGACAGAUAAGGUCCUAUCAUGGAUACCUCGACGGAUUGCACUCGCAGAGUACACUAGCGAGAGAAUCACCCAGUAUAUCGAGGUCACAUAUAGGUAGCAGGAAAACCUCUAGCGAAGAGGUUGGACUGAUGUGGUUGGGCUGCAAUAGGUUUGAAGAAAUACCGUGGAAAAUUUGAGGGGAUCGAUGGCCGAGCCGUAUCUCGAAAGAGCAGGCACCUCGGUGAAGUAAGAAGGUAGUAUCUGUGAGGAAAGGAAGGUCGGAAGUGCGUGAGAAAACGUCAGAUCGUCGGACACCUUUCGCGAGGGUGUAAUCAUCUUUGCUCAGUGUCGUCCGCGAAAAUCCAUUCCCGUCACGUCGAGAUAAACGGGCACAGUUGACUCUCCAUCUAAAUCUUCUUUUUCCUUUCGUUCUCUCGAACGAUCUCCUUCUUCUCCCCCUACUUUUUCGUCCGCACGGAUAAGAAAUGAAAUUAAAAUUCUCGAGCAGACUGAAACGUCACGUUCCGUGUCGACCCGUCUCGUCUCGAUCCACAGGACGCGUCCGAUCCGCGUCGAACUUUUAUCAGGAAGAUAAAAAGGAAGAGAUCAAGAUUCGUUCGUGUGUUCUUGCUAGAUUCGUACGAUUCUCUAAGCUGAACAAACUUGAGUCGAAACCGGCACAGUUGCGUGAAACGAUGGCUUUCCUUCGAUAAAAGGAAAGCGUGGCGAAGAAUUUCCUUUUAUCUCUUCUUUUAAUUGAUUUAUAUUAACCUAUGAGUGUUGAAUAAAUGUAAGUUUCAUGAUAAAAAAAUUCAAUGCCACAUCGAAAGGUAGAAGCAAUAAGCAAGAGAGGUUCGUUGCUUCUCUGAGAACGUGAUUUUCAAAUGUGACUCGGAUAAAGAGUAGAUAAUUUUCGAAAUGAGUUCGAGCACCGUGACACAGGAUCAAAGCUCGUAUCACGAACCUUUCCCAUAUUGCGAUUUCCUUUCGUAGCCGAACCUGUUGGUGAAAACUCGCGCGGCAAAGUGUAAAACGUGCAAAAUCAAAAAAAAUUGAAAAAAAAAAAGAAAAAAAAUAGAAAUGAACGUAGGGACACGCGACAUGCCAAGCGAAUUACCUUGUUUCACGACACGAAAGUUCGAGUUUUUCGCGCGAAAUCGCGUUGACGCAUUGCACCCUAAGGAAAAACGUGAAAAAAAAGAAGGAAAGAGGUAAAGGUAACAGAAAGAUAAAAGUAUAAUAAUAAAAGCGAUUACGUAGGUCGACAAUAUUCGCGCGAGAGGGUAUAAAAUUGUUUAAAUAUUGUUUAAAUAUCCUCCAACUGACUGUUUCUGGUUCUGGUUCUGUUCCGUUGCUCGUUUCUUCGCGUUCCUUCGAACCAAUCAGAAUAUUGUUUCGGUGCGGCGAAACGAGCCAACGAACAGAGGCAAUUUAGCGAACAGCGGUGUAAUUGAAAAAUAAUCAGAAACGAAGAGGCCGUGGGUGCAAUUUCGAAAAUGUUCUCCAAUGAUUUUUCUCUUGUCAAGGAAAAAGCUCGCCGUUCCGUGAAAUUUUUGUCGAGAAUUAUCCUCCCGUUGAAUAUUGAAUAGAAUUACUGUGGAUGCUAAGAAUUUCAAUGAAAAUAUUUCGGAUCUUUUCCAGCGAGAGUAGCUUUCCAAAAAGAAAAUGUAACUUCACGUCUGCCGUUAUUUGGCACGACCGAGAGACUCUGUGCUCCUUUUGCAUUUAAUUUCCACCGAAAACGUCACGUUCGCGUUCGCACGAAGAUCUUAUCCGCAAGUUGCACGGUAAAACUGUUCGAGGGAAAAUGCAUACGAUGCCAAACAUCUCCUUACCCGUGCGACUCCAUAAGAACACCUGUUCAUUACCCGGAUUCGUCGUUAAAUUUUCCCCGGAAAUUAGUAUUAUGAAGGAUUGGCGAAAAGUCAGGUAACAACGUUAGUCACAUCGCGGUGGAAACGUUGCCUCGUAAAUUAAGAAGCGUCGCGAUUAUGGUUGUUCGUUGGCAAUUAGACGCGGCAUAGCAGCCGGUCGUAGGAUCGUUGUAACCCCUUGAAAAUAAAACGACAAAAGUAUACAGUAUUCGUCGGGCCGUUGGAUAAUCUAAUCGUCCGAUGUUACGGAACUACGAGGAAGACCAAGCAAAUUGUUCCCGGAGAAAAUCCUCUGGAAUUCGCAGUUUUUUUGUCGUCGCCUUGCCGACUCAUUACCUCCCUCAUCGUACGUGCAUUUUAAUUCAACGGAAAUACCGUCUCCUGUUCCUCGAACAGGAAGUCGAUACGAAUAAGAAAACGAAUUACAAAUAUGGGCUUCCCGUUGUCUCGUUCGAGGAAACCAUCUCGAGAACACGCGUUUCUCGCUUCCUCUCCAUUUUCCAAUCGAUAAUAUUUAUCCAGGAAUACGAAAAGUAACGCGUACCCGUUUUCUUUUUCUCUAUUAAGAGCUACGUUUCUUUAUCCUUUCAUCCCCGUUCGUUAUCCGUUUCUCGUACGAAGGUUCACGAUCGUUUCGUUUCCUUGUGAAAAAAAGUCCGGUGCACUGUGCGGGGAGAAAAAAAAAAAGGUGAAAGAAUCUCUCGUAUAAGCAAGAAAUGAUGCACGCGUGGAAAGCGACUUCUGCUCACGCCUCGGUACGUGCGGCGAUAGGACGUUUUGUAGGGAGUCACAUGGUUGGCUCGAAAAGGGUGGUUCUGCCAGUGGCGAGACUAUAAUUCUGCGUUAUCAGCGAGUUCACGGGCCAACGCAUCCCUUCCUGGAAGAGUAGCUGAUCCUACUCUGUCGUUACCCUGCCCGUUUUGCCCUGUCACCUCGUCCACUCCACAGAAUCGUAUGCUUUCGAUGUUAGCAGCUUAGAACCGAAUAAUAAUAAUAAUAAUAAGAAGGUAUCUUGCGUAUUUUUUAACGUCCCAUUAGACGGGAAAACGUUUCCACGAAUUUCAUAUUUCGGCCGAAAUACGAAAUAAAAUCAGCAAAAAUAGUUAGUUAGUUGGAAAGUGUACUCGGAACUUAUCGUCUCUCGUUUGCAUGCCGAUACGUGUGUCGGCGAAUCAAGACCACACAGGUGGGCGAGCUGGCUGAGAGAAACUUUAGCAACGUCACUUUCUCGGAUGCAAACUCCGAUGGAUCCAGCACGUACACCCAACUGUUCCGACUGCAAACUGUGUGUAGAUAUA